AUGGAUUCCAAAGACAAAAGUCUCAUUAAUGAUGAUAAGAGAAGUUAUCUUCUCUCAACUGAUGCAAACGAUUUAUCUUAAUAAUUGAACUUUUCAUCGUUAUGCAAGUUAAAGUCACACACAUAUUUACCAAAGUAGAAUAUAGACUCUCAAAUUAAUCGCAGAUUUGCAAAAGAAUUCGCUAGACUAGUCACUCUAAUGAAUAAGAUAGUUAGAAUAAUGGCUGAGAUAGAUCCAAUUGAUAGUUUUAAUUAAGAUAAGUAUGUCUAGAAAGAGUAACUACGCAUAAGUCAGCAGAUAUUAAAAGAAAAAGAGGACAAAGGAGAUGUAGAAAACUAGAAAACUAAGGCGAAGAAACAAAAAGUGGAGUAAAUUUCGCAGACGUAGGUAAAUAACUCAGAUGGACUGCUGGAUAGCCCAGCAAAGCAGCAAGAAAAGAAGGCAAAGCAAAUGGAGGAAAAGAAGAUCAUGCAGGAAAUGAAUCAAAACAAUAAGGAGAAACUAUCUUCUGAAUUUAAUUUGAUGACUGACACGCUUUUAGGCUUGAAGAAAAUCCUAGAGUCCAUCCCUAUUGAAAAUGAGUCAAAGGCUGGUGCUAACAAUAUCAGACUACAGUCUCUUUGGAAUUUUUACAAAAAAGACCUGCUAACUGAUCAUGAAACUGACUUUGUAUGUAAAAUGAAGACACCUAAGAUUAUUUUAAGUGAGGAAAAUUUAGGUAGUUUGAGAUAAAUAGAUCAAAUGUCUAAGAGUUUUCAGACUAUCAUUGACAAAGCAACUAUCGUGAAAUGCGGAUGCUUUUGCAGAUAUAAAAAGCAUUUUAUGGUACCUAGUGUGAAUGGAGUAAAAAUAGACUGCAUGUUUUUUCCAUGCACUAAUGAAAGUAAUCUGGAGAUUAGUAUUGAGAACCCAAAAGGAGAAUAUCUCUCAAAGCCAACGUUUAUUAUGUGCAAUCCAAAUGCUUUGAUAUAUUAAUAAAUGGUUACUUCACCAAACGCUUACUGGCUAAGUUUCUUUCUUAAAAGAGGCAUAAAUGUAAUGUGUUGGAAUUACAGAGGUUAUGGGAAAUCUUAAUAGAAAUGGUAUUCUUCAAGUAUUGACCCAUACACUUGCAAGUAAGAUGUUGAAAAAGUAUUAGAGUUUCUACUUCAAAAGUAAGUUAUUCUGAUCUUUAUUGUUAUUUUUGCAAGGUUAAAGGUAAGGGGAAAGAUAGGAGUCUAUGGCAGAUCGAUUGGAGGAAUAGCUUCUUGUCAUUUGGCUAAUAAGUAUCCAGCUAUUAUUGAAGCUGCAAUAAUUGACAGAACUCUCAAUGAACUUCUAAAUCUAUCAUAGCGAAGGUUGACUGGCUAAAUGACUUCUGCCUUGUUUAAGUUUAUAAGCUAUAAUUGGAAAGCUUUGAAUGAUCACAAUAUCAUCUAAAGCAAAUGCUUCAAGAUUAUUACAACUGAUCCCAGAGAUGAUGUGGUUGAGAAUUUCUCCUCUCUUCCAGUAGGUGUAGCAAUGAAAUUAGCUAAAUUACAGUAUAAAGAGGAUAAAUGGAGGCAACUCUUCAUGUGUUUUCAACUAAUAUAUGAUUGCGAAGAUUAACUUUACUCGAAUUUAGACGAGUCUUAGUUAUCAGAGUUAAACUUCAGGUUGAUUUAAAGUUUCAAAGACACCACCACUGCUUAUAAAUCACCAAGAGAAUCAAAUGAGAUUUAAGAGUAAUCAAUGAUUAAUACAAUGGAGAAUGAUGAGGAGACUUUGAUAAAGCAUAGUUAAAAGAUUAAGAAGCAUACAAAGAGUUAGUUAUAGAGUUAAUUGAGCUUAGGCUAUUUAAAAUAGCGAUUCAGAUAUAUGAAGAGGUUCCAAGAAAUACACCAAUAGUUACAUACUUUAAUGAUAAUGCUAGAUGAUAUUUAGGCUGGUCCAAUACCACUUAGAGAGUUGGUUAAUAAAUCUAGGAUAAGAUCUUUUAGAGAAUUUCAAAUCUUCCUCUAGACACUUGAAGUAUAUGGGGUUGGAUAUCCAGAUGAUAUAGACAGAGCAAAGUAUGCUAAUAGAGCAGUGAUCACUCAUUCACAGUAAACAAUCGAAUAAUUAAAACAGCUGAUUCAUGUUUAUCAAAAAUCAAUUAGUACUUUUAUCGAGCUUGACUUGGAGCAUUUUGAGGGGCAGAUUAGUUUCAAGAACAAUUUAGUAGUCUUUCUACAAUAUCAGAUAGAAUGCUUUAAUGAUCUAAUAGACAUUUAAAGCAAAAGAAGCCUCUUGAAUGAAAAUGACUUUGAUAAGAUAACAGAGGGACAUUUAGUACUUAUGAAGUGUGGCCACAGAGGCAAGCCAUCUCGAAUAGAAGAAAAACGGAUUUCAAGAUUACUGAGAAAGUCUGGGUUUAUACCCAUGCUCGAAGAGAUUCAAUAUUACAAGUAGGCAUCUCCCAGAGCCAAAGAAGAAAAUAAAAAUGAUAACUUUGAUUUCAAAUCACCUCCAAAGGAUCCAAAUAAUACCCCUGCCUAGUUAGACAUGAUCUAUGAAAAUGUUAGUUAAAAGGUGAAACUUAGUAUGGGUUAGCAUUCCAAAUUUCUAAAAAUGAAGACAGACAACCAUCUGAAUAACGUAGAUGAACUGGGCUCUUAAGAAAAUGAAAAGAACCACAAAGAGAGGAAAAGACUUUCUUAAAAUAACUAUCCAAUAACUUAGCAAUCAGAUGAUGAGCACCAAUCUCGAAUUGGAGGUAGCAUUCAUUUGUAAAAAGGAAUGAUUUUAGGCUAGAUUUCAGAUAAUGAGAAAAUUAUCAGAAAUUUGCCAGUGCUUUGA
Molecule: messenger RNA, 2796 nt
Organism: Stylonychia lemnae
Lineage: Eukaryota; Ciliophora; Spirotrichea; Sporadotrichida; Oxytrichidae
Source: the annotation of a GenBank genome assembly